AUGGAGGCUUUGCCGUUUGAGGAACUUGAAAGGCGCUACACAGAACUAAAACCCGGUGGUCGUUUCAACCCUGUUGGUUGUAAGUCCCGUCACCGAGUGGCCAUCAUUGUUCCCUAUCGCGACCGAGAGUCCCAUCUCAAGGUUCUCCUCAACAACCUUCAUCCCAUGUUGCAACGACAGCAACUAGAUUACGGCUUCUACGUUGUGGAACAGGCUUUACCAACCAUUUUCAACAGAGCCAUGUUAAUGAACAUUGGAUACAAAGAAGCACUGAAGGACUAUGAUUUUCAGUGCUUUAUCUUCCACGAUGUGGAUCUCAUUCCAGAGAACGACAAAAACCUGUAUACAUGUCCUGAGAAUCCACUUCAUUUGUCAGUUUCCAUUGACAAGUUUCAUUAUAAACUUAAUUAUGAAAACGCAUUUGGAGGGGUGACUGCUCUAACCAAAGAACACAUGAACAAAGUCAAUGGCUUCCCUAAUAGAUACUUUGGCUGGGGCAAGGAAGAUGAUGACAUGUUGAAAAGAAUUAAAAAAAGUGGUUUGGUAAUGUCUCGCCCCGCAGCAACCGUUGCUCGAUACAGGAUGAUAAAACACAGAAGAGACGCAAAAAAUCCACUGAACAAAUCUCGAUUUAAACUUUUUAACCAGGCAGAAAAAGUCAUGACAAACGAUGGACUAAAUUCACUCAGUUAUAAUGUUUUGCAAAGGGAGUAUAAAAAACUGUACACUUGGGUCUAUGUACAGGUUGAUGGCAACUAUAAGAUUUAAACGCCAUGGACAGAGGAGUGAUCUCUGUUGCACAAACAACAAUUUAUACAGAGCAUUUGGAAGUCGACUCAGACCAUUCGACCUGGUGAUUGGCCAAGAAGGUUACAUAAAACGUAGUCAGAAAUUAUUAUUUUUACCAAUAAAGAUACAUGUCUUCAUGUUCGGCGCACCUUUAAAAUAGACGGCGUAAUGCGAACACGUUUUGCUUACAAUGGAGAUAACUUGCCAUUCGAAAUGAUAUGGGGCAGUGGGGGUAGCCUAGUGGUCAAAGCGUUCGUCGUUAUACCGAAGACCCGGGUUCUAUUACCCACAUGGGUACAAUGUGUGAAGCCCAUUUCUUGUGUCCCCCGGCGUGAUAUGGCUGGGAUAUUGCUGAAAGCUAAACUCACUUAAUCACUCGAAAUGAUAUUGUGCAACUUUGUACUUAACAUGAGCUGCUGUCGGCAUUGAUAUAUAAAAACCCGUUAUAUAUUUCAGGAUUGACUAUUAUUUUCAGUUCAUGAAUCGAAACACCAAAGUGCAAACUGGUAGAAAAUACACGCGAUAGCUAAGCAACUAAAACAGUUCGAGUGUGGACGUGGUCGAAAUUCUUUCGAUUCAUCGCGUGUGGAACACAGAAAGCAGUAAUUGUUGGAAAGCACAAAGAACUUAUAGGAAGGAAUUGUUGACAGUUACUGAAUGUCGUAUAUGUUUUUUUUAUCCUGAACAAAUGAAUGUAACAGUGCCUCAGAAUGUGUCAGUGAC
Messenger RNA from Haliotis rufescens (red abalone), 1512 nucleotides. RefSeq names its product beta-1,4-N-acetylgalactosaminyltransferase bre-4-like. The record is from RefSeq and is a predicted model, not a curated record. Gene Ontology annotation, molecular function: N-acetyl-beta-glucosaminyl-derivative 4-beta-N-acetylgalactosaminyltransferase activity. Gene Ontology annotation, biological process: glycosphingolipid biosynthetic process; carbohydrate metabolic process. The transcript is spliced from 6 exons. Bases 1 to 768 code for a protein of 255 amino acids. NCBI's taxonomy places the organism in Eukaryota, Metazoa, Mollusca, Gastropoda, Lepetellida, Haliotidae.